AGCUUUGUAUCAAUGUGCCUCCAAAACAAGAAAGAAAAAGAAUCAUGUUCCUUUCUUUCACGUUUCUCUUGACAUUAAUAUCAUCAUCUACGUUUCAUGAUAAUCACACACCACCAUCCACCAAAAUAUCCAUCACAAACCACAACAUUCAAAGCUUCACCAAUGCUGGCAUAGGCAACAAUAUCACUGGAAUAUCACAGUUCAAAAGAUACCUAUCUCGUUUUGGAUAUCUUAAUCCACCACAUGAUCAUAACAACAGAAUCAUCACUUUCAGCGACGAAUUCGAUGCUAGUUUUGAAUCAGCGCUAAUCAAAUACCAACGGAAUCUUGGAGUCCAAGUAACUGGAAAACUCGAUACCAACACAGUUUCUGAAAUGAUGACACCAAGAUGCGGUGUUCCAGACACAAAAACUCAUCAUCAACAUAACAACAUGACGAAGAUGCAUUCAACAAAGCACUUUGUAUAUUUUCCAGGAAAACCAAGAUGGUCACGUGACAACGACAUGCCAAUCACACUAAACUACGCCUUCUCACGUGAAUACAUGAUUCAUAAUAUAAACAUGCAAGACAUAAAAAAAACAUUCAAAAGAGCAUUCUCUAGAUGGAGUAGGGUUAUUCCGGUGAGUUUUAUUGAAACUGAAGAUUAUAGUUUUGCAGAUAUUAAAAUAGGGUUUUAUAGUGGUGAUCAUGGUGAUGGUGAAGCAUUUGAUGGAGUUCUAGGAGUGUUAGCACAUUCUUUCUCGCCGGAGAUAGGAAGACUACAUCUGGAUGCAGCGGAGACGUGGGCGGUGGAUAUGGAUGGUACUAAGUCGGAGGUGGCGAUAGAUUUGGAGUCAGUAGCAACACAUGAGAUUGGACAUUUGUUAGGUUUGUCACAUAGUUGUGUGAAAGAAGCUGUUAUGUAUCCAAGUUUAAGGCCAAGAGAUAAAAGAGCAGAUUUGAAUAUUGAUGAUAUUAAAGGAGUUCAAUCACUUUAUGGAUCUAAUCCUAAUUUUAGAUCUCACUGGUCAUUGGGAUCUGAUCUUUCCACUAAUCAUGCUGCAAACUUUGGACUUCAUACUUUAAUAAUUGCUUUCAUUUUUGCCCAAUUCAUUCACAUUGUUUUAUAAUUUCAACCUUUCUAUAUACUUCUAAUACUUUGAAGCCGGCCAUAUGUUUAAAUUUCUAGCAGGCUCAAUUUUUUAUGAGAGCCCAGCCCGAUCCAACUAAAACAGAACACAAGUCCAGACAUCUAAAUAAAAUUACAUUAAUAUUUGUGUACCCAAAA
Messenger RNA from Cicer arietinum (chickpea), 1267 nucleotides. Its product is annotated as metalloendoproteinase 4-MMP-like. The record is from RefSeq and is a predicted model, not a curated record. Gene Ontology annotation, molecular function: zinc ion binding; metalloendopeptidase activity. Lineage: Eukaryota; Viridiplantae; Streptophyta; Magnoliopsida; Fabales; Fabaceae. Gene Ontology annotation, biological process: extracellular matrix organization; proteolysis; collagen catabolic process. Gene Ontology annotation, cellular component: extracellular matrix.